Cyphellophora europaea CBS 101466 is the source of this 1788-nucleotide messenger RNA. RefSeq lists its product as uncharacterized. Lineage: Eukaryota; Fungi; Ascomycota; Eurotiomycetes; Chaetothyriales; Cyphellophoraceae. The transcript is spliced from 3 exons. The record is from RefSeq and is a predicted model, not a curated record. Bases 1 to 1788 code for a protein of 595 amino acids.
AUGGCGACACCUUAUAUGAAGAAGAGCUGUGCAAGAGGAGGGAUUCGGGGCAGCAAGCAAUGGACAUCGGAAGCGACAGCAUACAUGUUCCUAGCACGAAAAUCCCCGAGCCCCAUCCAAGCCACCACACCCACUCACGGCAAUUCCAUUCUCCUGCCAUGGUGCAUGGCGAGCAGGGAGAUCUGCGAACUCCUUGAGAAGGGCCCUCUGGACGCCCCAAUUACCACCGAGUCGCUCAAGGAGCUCGAUCUAUUGCUCAUCAAGAACAACCUGAACUUGCGAAUCGACGUGCACUUUGACCACGAUCUCCAUUUCAUGCCUAUCUCCGGGAGGCGAGGCGAGGAGAAGCGUUCAGAAGCACGGAGAUAUUGGCGUUGUUUAGAGCUUGAGCUGCAAGUCUACCAGCACGAUGCCCUAGGCAAUUGUGAGUCCUGCAGUAACAGUGAAGACUGUGGUAGUCAAACUAGCGUCCCUCGCCGGCUGCACACCAUGUUCGCCCAGAUGAAAGAACUCAUUCUCCUCCUCGUGCCCGAUGAUGAUCAUGAAUGGGUACGCAACACUCUUGACGUGGGACUACUCGUCCAGGAAGUGCAGAAUGGGGUUCUUGACGUCGAGAAUCUGUCGUUGUGGCUGAAGGCUCUUCUGACUAACCACUGCGCCCCGAUUCGCGAUGACUGGGCCGAGGAGAUGGCUUCUACAAUCACCUCUGCGGCCAAGAAGGGCAAUAUGCAGUAUCUUGUGGUUGGGCUCGAGAAGUUGUUUUCCUUUCUAGAAUGCAUGCGCCUGGAUGUUGCGAACCACCAGAUUCGGACCUACCGUAUCCCAUUAAUCGAAGACGGAGUAGCUUUCCAGAUCGACUAUUUCGAAGCGCGGAUCGCUCAAGGCAAACUCAGCGUCGAGGGCUCGCGGCACUGGUUUGCAGGCCUGUGUGAGCAGUACCCUCGCACUGUCGGCCGGAAGGUGAAGGGUCUGCACGUCCUGGUGCACGGUCUGACCGAGCUUUGCACGAAGCGCGACACUCCUCUGCCCAUCACUCUGAAGCACGACCUGAGCCGACUCCGACAGAUACAGCAAGAACUGCAGGACAUCAUCCACUUCCGCAUCUGUGAACUCCUCUUCGACAAGAUCGUCCGCAAUCUCCGCCAAGGCAACGAGCGCCCGCCGAACAGCGCGCGCCUCUGCCCAAUGCGGCUCAUGGACCUAAUAGAAGACGAGCGAGGCGGCGCCGAAGAAGCCAGCGCCUCGCACCCCUGGCGCGACAACGCCGACUCGAUCGCCGUGGAAAUCACGCAACAAGCCUUCCGCGGCGUCGUCGCCGCUCACAAAGACAGCAGCACGGCCACCGUCAUCUCCCCGGAGGUCUUCCGCCACGUCCAGCGCGUGCUGCACGACAACUUCGAGGCCGAGGACGCCAAGCACGCCCAAGCCGACAGCCUCACGCCCCAGCUGGAAAGGAGGGUCCUCGAGCACGCGUCCCGCUUCGAUACCAUGACGCCGCUCGAGAUCUCAGAGGAGCAGAAAAGGACCUACUACCACCAAGCGAGAGCAGCUGGUGGGGCCGCCGAGCACCACCACGGUAGAUCGUUGCCGCAGGUCGACGACAUCGCCCGACGUCUGGCACAUAUUUCGGUCAUUCAUUGGAGGGUUUGGCGGGGAUUGGCGUACUUGGAUCGGGAAUUUUGGAUAGCGCAGGGCGUCGAGUUCGAGAAAGGCUUCGAGGAGGAGGAGGAGGAUGGGGACGGGGAAGGGGAAGGGGAAGAAGACACGACGGAUAUGGGGGAGUUUUGA